Acaulospora morrowiae is the source of this 530-nucleotide messenger RNA. The record is from the annotation of a GenBank genome assembly. NCBI's taxonomy places the organism in Eukaryota, Fungi, Glomeromycota, Glomeromycetes, Diversisporales, Acaulosporaceae.
UUCAAGGUGUUGCCCUCGGCUGUGUUGCUUCCAUUUCAAUAGUGAUAUUAGCCGUUCUCGCAGGAAUACGGAGCCAAAUUACGAACCUCGAAGUCGUAUGGAACUUACGCAUAGGUUUAUUCUUGACAGCUGUAACGUUAACUACAAGAUUUAUGUCCGCUGUUACAGCAUUCCUGGUACCGGCAAUUCUGGCGGGGAUGCUUUCUUUUGACCAUAUGCCCACUUUGAAUGGGACAGCUAAAAAAUUAUGUCAAUUAAUGGAAGCAUUCAUGUCCCGUGGUCUGUUGAGCACUGGAAAAGCUUGUUUUCACUCUGGAAAAAUUCGGAAACUUUCCAUCCCCUUAGCUUCAGUUUUGGUGUUUCAAUGUGUACUAUCAGCAACUGAUCUGUACCUUCAUGUUACAGCCGUUGCAAGAUCUCAACAAAUACCUGGAAAAAAAAUCUCUAGUACAAGAGCAUUAUACAUAGAAACUAAUUGUUCCAAUAACUUUUACUCUUUCACCUACGGUUCCGUUGGCAAGCCAAAAUGA